Cyprinodon variegatus (sheepshead minnow) is the source of this 5456-nucleotide messenger RNA. RefSeq names its product IQ motif containing GTPase activating protein 1 (gene iqgap1). The record is from RefSeq and is a predicted model, not a curated record. NCBI's taxonomy places the organism in Eukaryota, Metazoa, Chordata, Actinopteri, Cyprinodontiformes, Cyprinodontidae. Gene Ontology annotation, cellular component: nucleus; cytoplasm. The transcript is spliced from 35 exons. Gene Ontology annotation, molecular function: actin filament binding; GTPase activator activity; calmodulin binding. Bases 208 to 4809 code for a protein of 1533 amino acids. Gene Ontology annotation, biological process: regulation of actin cytoskeleton organization; regulation of GTPase activity.
AUAGAGGCCUGUCUGGACGAGGAGUUGCCCCCAACAACGGAGCUGGAAGAGGGGUUGAGAAAUGGAGUCUAUCUGGCCAAACUAGGCAACUUCUUUGCUCCACAGACGGUUUCCCUAAAGAAGAUCUACGACCGUGAGCAGACACGGUACAAGGCAACGGGUCUCCAUUUCAGACACACAGACAAUGUCAUCCAGUGGCUCAACGCCAUGGCAGAAAAGGGACUACCAAAGAUCUUCUACCCUGAAACCACAGACAUUUAUGACCGAAAAAACAUGCCACGGUGCAUCUACUGUAUACACGCUCUCAGUCUCUACUUGUUCAAGUUGGGUUUGGCCCCACAGAUCCAGGAUCUUUAUGGAAAAGUAGAUUUCACUGAGGAGGAAAUCAACAACAUGAAGAGCGAGCUGGAGAAGUAUGGAAUCCAGAUGCCCGCCUUCAGCAAGAUUGGAGGGAUCCUGGCCAAUGAGCUCUCAGUGGAUGAAGCCGCAUUACACGCUGCAGUGAUCGCCAUCAAUGAUGCCAUCGACCAUGGCGUUCCAGAGGGCACCCUGGCUGCCAUGCAGAACCCCAACGCCAUGCUCCUCAACCUGGAUCCGAACUCGGCACAGGUGUAUCACGAUACACUGUACCGAGCAAAGGGGGAGAAGGUGGCAAGCUCUAGAAAACGGCAACUAGAAAAUGCUGAUGCAGAGCGAGAUAUCUAUGACGAGCUUCUCACUCAGGCUGAAAUCCAGGGUAACAUCAACACGGUCAAUGUGAGCAAUGCUCUAAGGGCAGCUGAGGAUGCUCUGAUCAGUGGAGAUGAGGACAAGUUGUAUGAGGCUCUGAAGGCCAUGGGCGUCCAGAACCUGCAGCCUCAGAACAAAGGCUGGUACCUCAAGCAGCUGCAGGCCGAGAGGGAGAACAAGGAGCAGGCAUCUCCUGGAGAAGCUCUGACAAAGGAUGAGCUGCAGAGCGGGGUGGAUGUGGCAAAUGAGAUUGCAGCAGGAUACCAGAAGAUGUUGAAAGCAGUGGAGCGCAUCAAUGCUGCCAUCAGAGAAGGCGUGCCAGAGAAGACCGUGGAGGAACUGAUGAACCCUGAUGCUCAGCUGCCUGAGGUUUACCCCAGUGCUGCAGAUCUCUACCAGAAGGAGCUUUCAUGUCUGCAGCAGCAAAGUGCAGAGGGCUCCCUGACUCAUCCCGAGCUGCUCGUCGCCGUGGAGAUGCUGUCAGCGGUGGUGCUGAUGAACGAGGCGAUGGACGUUGGAGACCGUGCUGCCCUGUGGAGACAGCUGGCCAGCUCUGUGACCGGACUCAGUAAUGUAGAGGACGAGUAUGCACAGAGAUACAUGGAUGAGCUGAUGCGCCUAAGAGCAGCAGCCAAAGAGCAGGGAAGUGCAUAUCUGACCUGGAAUGACAUCCAGGCCUGCAUUGACCAAGUUAACCAAGAUGUGCACGAGGAGCAUGAGCGAAUUGCUGCCAUUGGACAGAUCAAUGAGGCUCUGGAUGAAGGAGAUCCCAUGAAGACCCUGGACAUGCUGCAGAACCGAUCAGCCAAGCUGACAGAUGUGGACCCGUCCAUCGCUCAGCACUACCAUGAUAAACUGCUGGAGGCCCGCAGGGAGAAGGCUCAUGAGACUCAGGAUCCCUCUGCUGUGCUGUGGCUGGAUGAGAUCCAGGAUGCCAUCUUGAAGGCAAAUCAAGACACAAAGGAGGCCUUGCAGUUCUCACAGUCCAUCCAGGCCAUUAAUGAGGCAGUUGGCGUUGGGGACCCUGCUCAGACUCUGGCUGCUCUGCGCAAUCCUGGAGCAGGACUCUACGGUGUCACCUCUGAGUGUGCACAAACCUAUCAGGAUGACUUGGCCAAAAUUAAAGAGGAGAAGAAGAACGAAGGUGAUAACGGCAGUGAUUGGGUCAAACACUGGGUGAAGGGAGGACAUAACUACUACUACAACUUACAGACCAAGGAGGGCACUUGGGUGGAGCCCGAAAGCUUCGUACCAAACAACACUCACAUCAACAAGGAAGAGAUCCAGGGGGUUGUUUCUGGGGUGACCACAGCCUAUAACCGGGAGCAGCUCUGGCUUGCCAAUGAGACUUUAAUCACAAAGCUUCAGGCUCGAUGUCGCGGUUACCUGGUGAGAAAUGGACUCAAGGAGCGGAUGAACUUCCUGAAAUCUCAGGACCCUGCUGUGACAUGCAUCCAGGCUCACUGGAAAGGGUACAAACAGAGGAAAGCGUUCCAGGACCGCAAGCAGUACCUGAAAGAUCACACAAAAGAGGCCGUUAAGAUUCAGUCUGUGGUUCGAAUGCAUCAGGCUCGUAAGAAGUAUAAAGAUCGUCUCAAGUACUUCCAAGAUCAUAUCGACGAUGUGGUGAAGAUUCAGGCUUUCAUCAGGGCCAACAAGGCGAGGGAUGACUACAAAACUCUCAUCAAUGCUGAAAAUCCCCCAAUGGCGGUGGUAAGGAAGUUUGUCCACCUGCUAGACCACAGUGACCAGGACUUUCAGGAGGAACUGGAGCUGAUGCGGCUGCGUGAGGAAGUGGUCACCAACAUCCGCUCCAAUCAGCAGCUGGAGAAUGACCUCAACUUGAUGGAUAUCAAGAUUGGGCUGCUGGUGAAGAAUAAAAUUACCCUGCAGGAGGUAGUGUCGCACAGCAAGAAGCUGACCAAGAAGAAUAAGACCCAGCUGUCAGAUAUGAUGAUGAUGAACAAGCAGAGGGGAGGCCUGAAGGCUCUCAGCAAAGAGAAGAGAGUCAAGCUUGAGGCCUACCAGCAUCUCUUUUACCUCUUACAGACCAACCCGACAUAUCUGGCCAAGUUGAUCUUCCAGAUGCCACAAAAUAAAUCCACGAAAUUUAUGGACUCUGUCAUCUUCACCUUGUAUAACUAUGCCUCAAACCAGAGAGAGGAGUACCUGCUGCUAAAGCUCUUCAAAACUGCUCUGCAGGAGGAGAUCAAGUCAAAAGUGGACCAGAUGAAGGAGAUUGUCACAGGAAACCCAACGGUAAUAAAGAUGGUGGUGAGCUUCCACAGAGGCGCACGAGGACAGAAUGCGCUGAGGCAGAUUCUAGCACCUGUGGUGAAGGAGAUCAUGGAUGAUAAAACGCUAAACAUCAAGACGGACCCAGUGGACAUCUACAAGAGCUGGGUGAACCAGAUGGAGACACAGACUGGAGAGGCCAGUAAGCUUCCGUAUGACGUCACUCCAGAACAGGCCAUGUCUCACGAAGAGGUGAGGACAAGACUGGAAGCCUCCAUUAAAAACAUGAAGACCAUCACUGACAGAUUCCUGUCUGCGAUAAUCGUCUCGGUGGACAAGAUUCCAUAUGGAAUGCGAUUCAUCUCCAAGGUGCUAAAGGACACUCUACAUGAGAAGUUCCCAGAUUCUACAGAGGAUGAGCUGCUCAAGAUUGUGGGGAACCUUUUGUAUUACCGCUACAUGAACCCUGCCAUUGUGGCACCAGAUGCCUUUGACAUUAUUGAGGUGUCUGCUGGUGGUCAGCUCACAACUGAGCAGAGAAGAAACCUGGGUUCUGUUGCCAAGAUGCUUCAACAUGCUGCGUCCAACAAGAUGUUCCUGGGAGACAACGCUCACCUCAAUCCCAUCAAUGAAUAUCUCACCUCCUCCUACCAGAAGUUCAGGCGUUUCUUUUUGGCUGCAUGCGAUGUUCAUUCACUUGAAGAUAAAUUUAAUGUGGACCAGUACUCAGACCUGGUCACCGUCACCAAACCAGUCAUCUAUAUCUCAAUUGGAGAGAUCAUAAACACUCACACUCUGCUGUUGGACCACCAGGACGCCAUUGCUCCAGAGCACAAUGACCCCAUCCAUGAGCUGCUGGAGGACCUGGGCGAGGUUCCCACUGUGGAGUCUCUCAUUGGUGAAAAUCCUCUUCCUCCGGACGAUCCCAACAAAGAGCUGAUGGGGAAGACGGAGGUUUCGCUGACUCUUACCAACAAGUUUGAUGUCCCUGGUGAAGCCAACACCGAGAUGGACGCCAGGACACUCCUGCUGAACACCAAGAGGCUCAUCGUAGACGUCAUCCGGUUCCAGCCCGGGGAAACCCUGACUGAGAUCUUGGAUUCAACAGCUUCUCCGGAGCAGGAAGCAGAGUACCAGCGUGCCAUGCAAAGGAGGGCGAUCAGGGAUGCAAAAACCCCAGAGAAGAUGAAGCAGGUGAAGCCGGUGGUUGAUGACAGCCUAACCCUGCAGGGGAAGAAGGACAAAAUAAAGAGCAACCUGCAGAGACUGGCAGAACUUGGAAAGGUCCACCCAGAGAACCGCUACCAGGACCUCAUCAACGACAUUGCCAAGGAUAUCAGGAAUCAGAGACGGUAUCGGCAGCGCAGGAAAGCCGAGCUGGUGAAGCUUCAGCAAACCAACUCGGCCCUGAAUUCAAAAACCACCUUUUUCAACAUGCAGAUAGAUUCUUACAAUCAGUACAUCAAGACAUGCAUGGACAACCUGGCCAGCAAGGGCAAGUUGUCAAAGAAACCAGGCGACAACAAGGCCAAGAAGAGUAAGCAGGUUUCACAGAAAUACACAGCAGCUCGGCUCCAUGAGAAGGGAGUGCUGAUCUCUAUAGAUGACCUGCAGCCCAACCAGUACAAGAAUGCUAUUUUCGAGAUCUCUCCUUCGGAGACUGUUGGUGUGUUUGACGUGAAGGCCAAGUUCAUGGGCGUGCACUUGGAGACGUUACCGAUAGAAUAUCAGGACCUCCUCCAGCUGCAGUAUGAAGGCGUGGCGGUGAUGAAGCUCUUCGACAAGGCCACUGUAAACGUCAACCUGCUCAUCUUCUUGCUCAACAAGAAAUUUUAUGGAAAAUAAAAAAAAAAUGAGAAGGAGCAAAGAGCUACAGACACUGAAACGAAACAACCGAACCCAAGGGCUGCUUUAAAGCCCCUUCUCUACUUCACCUCUCAUUUCUGCCUAUGCAAAUUCCUGUGCAUUAUUUUUUAUAUCAGGUUUAUCUCCACAUCUGCUCUUAUGUCCAUUUUUGUUCCAUGCAUCUCAUUGGAUAGCUGCAGGAAGUGAGAUUUGUAUGUUUUUUUUAUUUUUUUUUUUGCUUGUAUUAUUCUGAAAAUUUUGUGCAUGGGGAUUAUUUUAAAGAUCCUUCUAUGUAAAAACACUUUGUUUCCUUGUCAGCUGUCGGAUUACCAUAUGAUAUAUAGAGAUCUAAGCAUCAGUAGUAAAGUACUUAGCAGCAUGUUAAAGUCCAGGCGUUUACCUGUACUGAUCUCAUGCCUCUGUUGCUCCUAAGAGAGAUUUACAAUAAAAACAGAUUUUUCUUUUUUGAGGGGGUAAAUUGGACUGUUUACUUUGCCGUGCAAUUUAAACUUUUGAGGAAAUUAUUCUAUUGUAUUUGAUUUUUUUUUUUUUUUAUAAGACAUUCACCCAAUAUCUAAAGUUUCAAUAUUUUUAGGUUUUUUUUUUUAUUUUUAAUUUUGCUGUUCUAUUUGAUUGUUCCCUUUUUU